Molecule: messenger RNA, 825 nt
Organism: Lactuca sativa (garden lettuce)
Lineage: Eukaryota; Viridiplantae; Streptophyta; Magnoliopsida; Asterales; Asteraceae
Product: protein AGENET DOMAIN (AGD)-CONTAINING P1
Source: RefSeq, a predicted model, not a curated record
UCGGAUUAAAUAAGGGUUUUGACAUAAGCCCUACGCCUCCUCUUUCUCCCAAUAUGAACUCUCGCACAAAAAUUGGGUUUUAGAAAUUGAAACUUUUACGGCUGAAUCCUUCUCCAAAAUUGUUUCUUCGAUUAAAUUGGACAUAAUACUGAAAGCUAAAAUCAAUGACAACAUCAGAGGAUGAACAAUCGAAGGUAUCUUGCAACAAAGGUAGAUUCAUGAAAGGGGAUUUGGUGGAAGUGUGCAGUGAUGAAGAUGGUUUCCAAGGUGCAUGGUUUGCUGCUACAGUGAUUGAACAAGUAAGUUCAGGAAAUUUGAUGAUUCAGUAUAAAUCAUUGAGGAACGAUGAAGACACAGAUUUUUUGACAGAAGUGGUUGAUAGCAACCACAUACGUCCUCAUCCUGGUCAAGAAGCUGUCGACCAUUACCGUGAGCUUGAAGAAGUUGAUGCUCUGUACAACGAUGGAUGGUGGGUGGGUGUGAUUUCUAAAGUUAUCGGCAAACAGAAAUAUGAGGUUUACUUCAGGGGAACGGAUGAGGAAAUGGUGUUUAAACAAUCUGAUUUGAGGCGACAUCAAGAAUGGAUCUCUGGGAAAUGGGUAUCUUCUAAUUUGGUAGAUAUUUUCAAGAAGUAGCAUGUUUUAUUCCUUUCUGCUAACUAUUUUGACAACCUAGUGGGACAAGUUUUGGUAUUCGUUGACAGAUUAGGUCUCUUAUUUUGGUUUAUACAUUAAGGAUCAUCUUGUAUUUUGGAGGGCAUUAGUGUCUUUUAAUUGGUUACAUUUUGGAGUUUCUUUAAUUCACUAUAAAGUUCUCUUAAUAAAA